Brassica oleracea var. oleracea is the source of this 1148-nucleotide messenger RNA. Its product is annotated as eukaryotic translation initiation factor 5B. Lineage: Eukaryota; Viridiplantae; Streptophyta; Magnoliopsida; Brassicales; Brassicaceae. Gene Ontology annotation, biological process: rRNA processing; ribosomal small subunit assembly. The record is from RefSeq and is a predicted model, not a curated record. The transcript is spliced from 9 exons. Gene Ontology annotation, cellular component: UTP-C complex; CURI complex. The coding region runs from base 99 to 998 and encodes 299 amino acids.
AAUCAAAACCCUAAUUUACAUGGUCGCGACCUCGAACUUGUCCUAAAACGCCGACGCCGAUAGUCGCCGUCAAUAGUUUCUGACUCGAAAAAGAGAAGAUGAAGGAAGGCAGAAAGCUGAAGAAGAGUAAUCUCCACGGAGGGUUUGCUUCAGCUCAAGUGGUUGAGAAAGUGCAGACGAAGAUGAAAGAGAAAGUGAGCAAUGUUGUACAUCCUCAAGCUACAGUACAAGCUAUCACGCCUAAUAGAAAGAAGGUUGAAUUGAAGAAGAAGAAGAAGAAGAAGAAGGUUGCCGAGGAAAUAGGUAUCUCAAACGAGAAAAUCAAAGGCAAUAAGGGAAAGUUGAACAAGGCUAAGAAUAAAAGGAAGGCCGAUGAGAUAUCUAGUGGUCCUGUCGAUGGUCAUCUGAUAAAACAAACUGAUGACGAUACAAACGUGGCUAAUGAUGCAACUGAAACGAGAAACCGAAAGUCUAAGAAAAAGAGAAAGAUGAAGCUGACCUCUACUAAAGAGAUUGAAAAGAAGAACAAAGCUGAAGAAGAGGAGGAAGAUGUUUAUGAAAUAUCUUCAGGCGAUGAAGAUUGCUCCAGAGGAAUGAAAAAGUGGGUUACUGAUUACUAUGAGAACAGGCCCGGUUUAGACGAGCUGCAAAAGAGAAUCGAUGACUUCAUGACUGCUCACGAAGAACGCCUUGAGCAGGAGAAACAAGAGCGAGAAGCUAAAGCAGCAGAAGGCGGUUGGACCGUGGUCGUGCAUCAUAAAGGGAGGAAAAAGACAACAGACGCUGAAUCUGGAACAGCUGUUGGAUCUGUUUCUCAGGCUGCUUUGGAAGAUAAGGUAGCUAAGAAGAAAAAGACUGAGAUUGUCGGUCAUGGUUUCUACCGUUUCCAGAGGCGAGAUGCACAACGAAGUGAACUCUUGGCGCUUCAGACUAAGUUCGAGGAAGACAAGAAGAGGAUACAACAAAUUCGAGCUGCUCGCAAGUUUAAGCCUUACUAAGAACCAAACAGAUCCUACAUGGAUCAUAUAGAGGUUUGUGAGCAAUAUCAUGUGUUUUUACGAUCAAUUUUUGUAAUUGACAAUUUCAUGAGCUUUUGUGGGUGUUUUUACCCUUGAAAGAUUAUAUUUUAUCAACCUUUUGAAAUCGAA